GUCUUUUGAUUGUGUUUCCCUCAAAUUUAGAAGAUUUUCUUGCUAUUGGUAUCACAAAAACGCGUCAAGAAAUUUGUAUUUUUGACCAGAAUGCCAAUUAAGCUUAAAGAAAAUUUGUCAGGAAUAAAUGUCAGACAUCUGAAAGGAUGCAAAAAACUUCACCGACUUCUUCUAGCCCAUAUAUUUAUGUUAAUUCAUUCACGGUUUUGGAAGCAAUCAGUAAAGUUAUUCUAUGUAAGGUGGAAAAAUAUUAUCUUUUCAAUGAUGUACAAUAGAUUGCAAAACUUGUUUAUUGCCAUUAUGUUAAGUGCCCUCCUGUUACCUGUAUACAUCGUGUUUUGUAUGACUGAGUUAUUGCUAGCCGUUAUUUAUUAUCUAUUUCCAGUAGUCAACUGUUUUUUCAUUGUUUUGAAUUCUUUUUGUAUUCAGUAUUAUGAUUGUUUCCAUCGUAGAGGUUUUGUAGUGAAAUGUUGUAAACAUAUUUUCCUAAUACCUAUGUUGAUCUUAUUUUCCAUUUCCUGGUAUACGUAUUGCUUGAUAUUCUUUGAUGGGUUUUGGUUUUUGUGUAGAAUUAUCAUGUUAACGUACAGUGGCAUCGUUGCGUAUCCACAAUUAUCUUACGGAUAUCUUGUUCUUGUCUUUAUGACUUUGUUUUAUGUGGCAGAGAGUAUCAAUUCAUUUGGAGAGAGUUACAGAGAACUUUUAAAAGUAAGCUUAAAAGCUUGCGAAAAGUUUCAACAGAAGUAUGAUGAUGAUGCUGAAAUGGAUCAAGACAAAAUUAAAAGCAUCCGAACUAAAUAUGGCAUUAAGACAGAACUUUUUGAUUUGAUCAUAUGCAGUAAUUUGCCAAGAAAAAAUCAGUUGUUGAUUACGAUGUUAAAACUGACAUCGGUGAUAAUUGUGUUGAUAAUAUCAGUUGAGUUACUUGUCACAUUCGACAAGUUAAAAGAGCUCUCAAUCGUGAUGCAUGUAUUCACUGUUUUAUUUGUAUGUGCAUUACCGAAAAUUGUAAAAAUGAUGUGCUUUCAUAAACACAAAGAUAUGGCUCAAAGGAAAAUUAAACGAAACGUUUCAUAA
Messenger RNA from Ruditapes philippinarum (Manila clam), 1077 nucleotides. RefSeq lists its product as uncharacterized. The record is from RefSeq and is a predicted model, not a curated record. Lineage: Eukaryota; Metazoa; Mollusca; Bivalvia; Venerida; Veneridae. Bases 91 to 1077 code for a protein of 328 amino acids. The transcript has a single exon.